CCAGCGUUGGACUUUGGUUGGUCAGUAUUGACAAUUUGUACAUCGCAAGUAACCAACGUACCUAGUCUUAAGGCUAUUCGGUUCUUUAUUGGUGCGUUUGAAGCACCAACAUACAUUGCUUACCAUUCCUUGUUUGCCUCGUGGUUUAAAGGAAGUACAGGGGAAGUAGCUCGUCGAGCAGGAUUUUUCUACAUUGGCCAGUUCUUGGGAAUAUUAACUUCGGGUUUGAUCUCGGGGGCAAUAAAGAGGCAUUUGGGUGGUGUCAAUGGAUAUGAAGCCUGGCAAUGGAUUUUCAUUGUCGAUGGUAUCAUCAGUCUUGCGGUUGGUCUUAUUGGAAUUUAUAUGAUUCCGGGAACACCUGAAGAUUGUUAUAGCAUAUUUUUAUCCGAUGACGACAUUAGAAUUGCCAGAAGGAGGAUGAGAAAGGAUCAAAAGGAUGCCAAGCCUAGAGAAAAUGAGUUUUACCAUUUCUUCAACUGGGGUCUAUGGAAAAAGGUGCUUUCAUCAUGGCAUAUACACGUCUUAACCUUGUGGACAACAUUUUGUUGGAACAAUUCGAAUGGUACCUCUGGAGCAUAUCCCUUAUGGCUCCAAUCAUUGACGAAAGAUGAUGGUAGAACUCCUCGAUUUGGAGGUGGCCAGUUACAAGACUACACCUCAUUAACACCAGCAUUGGGCAUUUUCUGGUUGAUAUUGACCACUUCAAUUGCCGAUUUGCUCAAAAGUCGUUAUGGGGCUAUAGUGUUUUCGCAGGUAUUCAAUGUGCUUGGAAACUUGUUACUUGCAAUAUGGGACAUUCCUGAAGGUGGCAAAUGGUUUGCAUUUUGUAUGCAAUAUUGGGGUUGGAGUUCGUCUCCGGUACUCUACUCCUUCUUGGGAGAUAUAUGUCGAAGAGAUGUACGUGAGCGUCAAAUUGUUUUAGUUGCAUGUAACAUGUUAGCCCAACUGACCUCAGCAUGGAUUUCAGUCUUGGUAUGGAAGACAGUUGAAGCACCGAGGUUUUUAAAAGGGUACAGUUUCACGGCAGCGUCAGGGUUUGCAUUGGCAGUUUGGUCUUUCCUCGUUUUGUAUUUGUACAGAAGGCAAGAGAAGGCGGCUGCGCUUGAAAAUAACAUUGUCCUUUUUGAUUCGAGUAAAGGCGAAGAGAAGGAAAGUGCUGUCGCAGAGUGA
Molecule: messenger RNA, 1170 nt
Organism: Lodderomyces margitis
Lineage: Eukaryota; Fungi; Ascomycota; Pichiomycetes; Serinales; Debaryomycetaceae
Exons: 1
Biological process (GO): transmembrane transport
Cellular component (GO): membrane
Molecular function (GO): transmembrane transporter activity
Source: RefSeq, a predicted model, not a curated record